Messenger RNA from Exophiala viscosa, 1657 nucleotides. RefSeq lists its product as uncharacterized. The transcript has a single exon. The coding region runs from base 354 to 1607 and encodes 417 amino acids. Gene Ontology annotation, cellular component: nucleus. The record is from RefSeq and is a predicted model, not a curated record. Lineage: Eukaryota; Fungi; Ascomycota; Eurotiomycetes; Chaetothyriales; Herpotrichiellaceae. Gene Ontology annotation, biological process: DNA alkylation repair; regulation of DNA-templated transcription.
ACUUCACUAACCUGAAUCGACCCCGGGGAUGACUGUGCUGGUUGAAGGAGCGCCUAAGGUCAUGCUUGAAACUUGCUUGCGCUGCAGGUAUUUAGGCCUAACUGUAUGGCAACCAGGAUGAAGCAUCCCGCAAAUGAUACCAUCGGAAACUCAUGACUCAACCUUCAUGCAACAAACAAGCCAGUGUUCAAAAAGCAGCCUCAAGAUACCUUAUAAUCUGAGUCACCAAGUCGUUCUCUAUGAUCCAGGCUAUCCAUCUCCAGGAAAUCAGCGAUCUGAUCGCCUAUAGAUUCUAGGCAACUGUUCGGACGUUGGGCAAGCAAGCCUAGCUACGCAAUGCCAGGCAAUGUUCAAUGCCUCGAAGAGCUCUUCACACACUCGAAACACAUAUAACCAAGUCCACCUCGACAGCUCGCGGUAUCCCAGCCGCCUUCGCUAUCUCAUCACGGCGAGAGUGCCAGUACCGUGAGUUCCAACGCAGAAUGGUCUGGAAUGCAGCGGCCCCAAGGCCGACCCAUUUCAUAUGCUUUCCUUUGGUCACAGCGUCUUCCAUACCACAACUUGCAGACUCAUUAGCUUACUUCCGAUCCGUCACUGCACCAUCCGAGGGAAGCGAAGGGGGUCAGUCGACAGAGAGCGCUGCCACGAACGGCGGCCCAGAUCCGAGAUUACGCUUGAUCCCGGUCGGGGCACAUCGUCCGCCAGGCACAUUUCACUUGACGCUCGGAAUGAUGGAUCUGACUAGACCCAAGGACAUGGAGCAGGCGCUCAAGAUACUCCAGGACAUCGAUUACCUAGAAUUUCUUCGUGAAGCGGAGCACAAGCGUGAAGAGGUUCGCGGGAGGAGAGGCAAGAAGCCUCAUCCUACAGACGAAUCACAUCAGGAGCUAGGACCGGCGGCGGUAGAAGGUGAUCAGGACCAGGCUGAAGCAGAAGCAGACGUAGACGCAGGUCAAUCCAGCCCCGAGCCAGAGCGCAAGAGCAGGCCGCAAAAUACAUCAGAGAUCCUGGCAACAACCCUCGAAUCCCUGUCUCGCGCGAUAUCUCCACCCCCAACGAUUAAGUCGUCGAGAGGAGACGUGCCUUCUAAGAACGAUCCUCAGCAGUAUUCUCCGACGUCCAUAUCCGUCACGCUCUCCGGCCUAGGCACAUUCCCAAAACCAAGCAGUAGCCGAGUCUUCUUCGCCAACCCGCACGACAGCACAUCCCGCCUACAGACUUUCGGCGAGUUGAUUCAACAGCGUUUCAAAGAUGCUGGACUGGUCACAGAGAGCAGACCUUUGGUCUUACAUGCCACUGUCGCGAACAUGAUCUACGCCAAGCAGUGGAACAAGCAGCGAAGGAAGGGCGGCAAGAAGGACUCAGGGACAGUGGACGCAAGGGAUCUACUGAAGUACUUCAACGAUGGACGUGCUGCGAGGGACAGAGAUGAAGUCCGGUCCGAACACGGUACUGACGCAGGAGUUGGGCCUGGCAGUGAAUAUAUAUGGGCGAAAGACAUUCUCAUCGAUAGAAUACGGAUAUGUAAGAUGGGCGCCGAGAAGUCAGAGGACGAAGGCUUGGGUUUGGAGUAUAUGCCCGUUGCCGAGAAAGUGUUUGCGUCUUGAGUCGCUUACAUACAUACUGUGCACACACACCGAGAGUGAAGAGGGCAGGU